This is a messenger RNA of Fusarium odoratissimum NRRL 54006, 2064 nucleotides long. RefSeq lists its product as uncharacterized. The coding region runs from base 154 to 1635 and encodes 493 amino acids. The transcript is spliced from 2 exons. The record is from RefSeq and is a predicted model, not a curated record. Gene Ontology annotation, cellular component: cytoplasm. NCBI's taxonomy places the organism in Eukaryota, Fungi, Ascomycota, Sordariomycetes, Hypocreales, Nectriaceae. Gene Ontology annotation, biological process: regulation of translational initiation.
GCGGAGUGUUAACGGCUCCGUGAAAGAGGACUUGCGACUUACAACAACAUUGUCUUGAUGCUUCAAUAUUCAAGACAAGAACCAUAAAAUCACAAAGCACGGGACUGUUCUUUGUUACUUAUUGGCUUCUUACCCGCUGUAUGUAAGAAAAAUAUGGCGACACAAAAUGACCUCCAGGAACUUAUACGCCUCCUCACGGCGCGUAAAAUGUCAAUGAUGGCAGCGAUGGGACAGGUGAAGGCUCUACAAUCAAAGAAUCUGCGAAGUAUAGCACAAAUCGCAGAUGCGCCCUUGGCCACAGUUGAGGAAGCGCUCAGUGGCGAUGCAAAGGCAGCAAAGAGUCUUCACACAGCAUGCAAGAACCAUGAGAAGAAAUCAGGAACGAAGCGUGGAGCCGACGAUGGUGCGGCUCCCACUGAAGUAAAGAAACCAAAACUGGAGACGCAUAGACGAGAUCUAGAUUAUGGCUCCAUGUCCGGGGAAGAUCUUGAGGCCUCUCUCGAAUUGCCACUGGAGGAGGAUGAAGACAUCAUUCGAAACACCACCAUUUUGACGAACAGAGCGCCCCUAUUUUUGGCCUUUUCUGUUGAGCUGUUGAGGUACACUAUGCCAGAACAGCCCCUGAGUAGCCGAUUGAGUCUAGCACAAGCAGUUGUAAGUGCCAACUCACGAACAAAAGCCAUCAGCAUAGGCAUCGAAAAGGCACCCCCAGGAGGCGAAGAGAAAGCCCCUGAAGGUCAACCGAAGAUCACUAUCAUGAACCGACCAAUUCCAGUUUUGAAGAGGAGCGGCUAUACUUGGUCAGGAUCUGCUCAACCAGCUUCAUCCAACGCUUCAUCAGCUACGCUCCAGGGCAGUCAACCAAAUCCAAGAGGCUGGACUACAAGUCAGCAGUUGACAUCAAGGGGGUCGGUAUUUAUAGCUCAUGCUAUACCUAUAACAUCACCUGCAACGCGUCCGGCAGUUUUCAAAUCACUAAUGGCCGAGAAGCCGGAGCUGGAGACCGCAACUCACAAUGCUUGGGCGAUCCGAACUAGCUUUGGUAAUUCGCCCCUGAAGCAGGAAGCAUCGUUUGACGAUGGUGAGUCUGGUUGUGGAAGCUUCUUGCUCCAACAACUACGCGAUCUCGAUAUCAGCAAUACGUUGGUUGUGCUUACAAGAUGGUAUGGCGGCGUCAUGCUUGGGCCGGAUCGCUGGCGUCUCAUGAAAGAAUGUCUCAACGAUGCCUUGUCAUCUCAAAAGCGUACAUCUAGUCUAAAUGGCGAGCCAGUAUGGGCUCUGAACCUUGAAGAUAAGAGUCCUUCAACAUCGACGGUUGGCAUGCCAAUACAUCGACCAGAAGGGGCGCGAAACUACAUACUCAGAGCCUUCGCGCCUGCAGAUGACAGCGGAAAGAAGACUGUUACAGCAGCCAACGAGGAGAAGCAAGAGAACCUGGGCCGUGUGCUAGGUGCACUACGCUUGCUAUUUGCCAGUUGGGCUGGUAUUCUGAGUCGUGAUGAGUUGGAUAAACGAGCUUGGACCUGGUACAUGAAUCUUCGACCAGAUGUGGAUGCUGGGCCGGCGGGUUGGGGAGCGAAGGGGACGUUAAAUUUGGGAAGAAUAUUGGACCUGAGGAGAAAGGAGACUUCGUGAUGCGCAUCUACGGUUGCUAGAGGAUGAUAAGUUGGCAGGACAGGGUGCCCUGAAAGUGAGAUCAAGGGUAAUUCGCAAAAUCGAGAUUCUAGGGCCACAUCAUUCAAGUUUCUGCUUUGAUGAGUAUUGAUGGCAGCAAGUGAGUGUUACUAUGCUCCAUAGUUCGGGUUGCUCUAGAGAUGUAGCAAACUUCAAGUCUAGAUAUGCUAGGCACUUAUGUUUGCGAGGCUGGGGAAUCUCGUGUUCAACAUGCCCUAUUACCAAUCCCUCUACAUCAUCGCAUCCUAGCCCUUUAUUGUAUUACUUCGUCGCCGGUGUAAUCGAUGAACAUCUGUUGAUGUCGUCCAACGUAAGUUCACAACAACAGUAGUUGCUCGUUGUCACAAGUAUGCACCAUGAGCUACUGCGGCAUAUGGCAUUGAAACCCAG